AUGAAGCUCGAUCUCGCCAUUCUUCUCUCGGCCCUUUGUGCCAAUCCGGCACUUGCCCUCGUCGCACCAAUUUCCGACCUUGCGCGACGUGAGCCCGCCGAGCCCAUUCAGAUCAUCGACCGCGACAUCGACACUACUUCGCAGGAACUUUGGAAGCGCCGAGGCGGAGGUGGCGGCGGCGGUCGCGGUGGUGGUGGUAGCUCCGGUGGCGGCAGCAGCAGUGGAGGCGGCGGCAGUUCACCUGGAGGCUCAUCCGGUUCAGGGAGAGGCGGCACUGGCAACACCGGCAGUGGAAGCAAUGGAAACACUGGUCCUGGUUCAACAGGCCCCAAAACAUCGCCAACUUACAAUGCUGGUGGAGCAACCAGAGCUGGAAGCGGACCGAAGCCAGCCUACGGCGGUGGCCGCUAUUACGGAGGUGGUGCGGCGCGACCUUACCAGCCUGGCACAAGGUCUCCAUCCGGUAUCGCCCCCUUUGCUCUUGGUGCUGGUAUAGGGCUUCUCGCCGUCUGGCCCGCCGUUUGGCUCUAUGGUGCUUAUAUGUACCCGUACCACAACUUGCACACCUACCACAACCAGACCUCCGAUCAGGACGAGACCCGCAACGUCACCUGCGCCUGCGACCCGUACAACACCUGCGGUUGCGACGAGAACACCAACAGCACCUAUAUCGACGACCUUAUCGGAAACGGCAGCUACUCUGCGAUGAACCAGACCCUUAUUACCGUUGCCACUGUUAACGGAACCGACUAUCUCCUGAUCAACGGCACCUUGCCUAACGGCACGACCGCGGCCGGCGGUACCGAUGAUGAUGAAAGCAGCGCUGCUGGCCUCCAGAGGUUGCUAGAGCAUGCCGGAUGGUGGCCUGUUGUGGCGACUGUUGCGGCAACCGUAUUUUUUGCCUAA
This is a messenger RNA of Sordaria macrospora k-hell, 906 nucleotides long. RefSeq lists its product as uncharacterized. The record is from RefSeq and is a predicted model, not a curated record. Lineage: Eukaryota; Fungi; Ascomycota; Sordariomycetes; Sordariales; Sordariaceae.